AUGGGAAAACUGGGGGUAUCGCAGAUGCUGAGGUCAAGCGUUGUGCUGGCUCUCAUGUUGCUUGCCUCCUCCACACUGGCGCUAUCGGGUGUCGGAGAACAUGUUGGUGCUUUGUUUGUCUACAGGCUGUCAGUAAAAGAUGGCAGAUUGGUCUCAGAGGAGCGUGUAAAUUGUACGUCCCUCCCGGGUGAAGCUGGGUUGGUGAAAGAGAGCCUGUGUUCCACCGGAGUGGGAAGGCUUGUGCGCGGCCUGCUCCUCAUUGACCUCCGCGCUCCGCCGGGUAUCAGCCACGGUUUUGAUGUCGAGUUGCGCGAUUUUGCGUCACUGAGUCAAUGUGUGCGGAGUUGCACCAACGGAGGCGUAGGUCUCUUGUUUGAUCAGAAGGCCAUAAAUAAUAGUGAAACUGGUCCCCCAGCAGUGCUGGGGUUGCAUGUGGGUUCACCCUGCUGUGGGGAGGGCUACGCAGUGUUUGUGCUGGAUGUCUCCGCACGCAAGAUAGCCCAAUACGAGGUGUGGUCGCCGAGCCCCCCGGAAAACUUCGUGUUUGAUUGCCAAGUCUGGCAAAUAAACCAGAUGCCUUUUGGAGGUGCCUAUAUGGGGUUAGGGCUUAUUUUUCCUGUGGGGCUGUACUUGUGUGAUGUGCCCGUGUCCAACAUCGUCAGUGAUAUCGACGACCGCAUUCUCGUGGGGUUGCUGCAGGCGGAGAUAAGCGUGACAGAGGCCGUCGAGGGUAUUUUUUUCCCUCGUGAAGUGCUCACAGGCAUCUCUGGGUGGAUCGCCAGCAAACCUAACUCGGAGACGUCGCUGCGCGACGCUGGGGCCUGCUCCUUCCAGAAGCAAAUAACAACCCUCACGGAGACGCCGAAGGAACAACUCGUUUGCAAAGUGCCCAACCUGCUCAAGGGUUUAUUGCCGGUGUUAAAAAUCGUAGUGAAACUCUGUAUUGACCACACGCAGACAAAAUUUAGUGAGUCUUCCCUUUUUGUGGACCUCAACCAGAUGGUCGACCGGGAGGGGCAUUUGCGUCUAAACUCUUCCGGCUCCAUCAGCGCCGCGCUGAAGGAUUCCAACAAUGCUGUGGAAAUGCCAAAAGUGGUGAUUGGGGUGUUGUUCAUUCGGGACCUGGUUAUUUCCUUCGCACGCAACCCCAGCUUCUCACCACCGACGGCUGGGCUGCCGCUAGUGGAAAUGCAUGCAUCAAACUUCAACUCGGAUGGCUUCUUCCCCGGAAUGAAUGCGUCACGUAAGGAGUCAAUAGCGUGUGUCUUGCCGAAGCAAUGUGGGAGGGGCGAAUACUACUUUCCGAGUAUUGACCGUUGCGGCGCCCCACCCGAUUGCGGCUCAUUCCUUCCCUACCGGUACAACACGGAGACUCUGCGCUGCGAGAUCAAUAUAAAACUGGCUCUGAUCAUCUUUGCGCUGAGCUCUUUAUUUAUUCUGACGGAUGUGGCGCUGCUGCUGAUGCGACGCCACAUGGAAAAGCUGCUGAGGACUCUUGCAGAGGAAGAGCUGGCGCAGAAGGUGAAGUGA
Molecule: messenger RNA, 1530 nt
Organism: Trypanosoma rangeli
Lineage: Eukaryota; Euglenozoa; Kinetoplastea; Trypanosomatida; Trypanosomatidae
Exons: 1
Coding region: 1-1530 (509 amino acids)
Source: RefSeq, a predicted model, not a curated record